CGACGAAAGGGCUUUUCGUUUCACGUAAAACAACCAUUCAUUUAUUUUUUGUUGAGUUCAUAUUUACACGAGAUUCCGAUUCAAAGUGUGUUGCUAGUGGUUUAAAACAAGAAAGGACUGUUAUAGAAGCUAUGUAGAAAAUAAAGAUAGGAUCGUUUCUGGCCCUGUUUGGAUUUGUCUUUACCUUCCAUCACCACAGGAAGGCGCAGUUGUGUCUAAUUUCGUGGGGAAACAUCAACACCUCUGGCCUCCAUUGAUUUCACAGUCUCCGUCUGUCUCUGGACCCCGCAGUGUUCUCCUAAGGUCGGUUAGUGUAGAGUUGGUUUAGCCUGCGUUCGCUUUUCAUUCUAACAUGUCCGCCAGAGACCAAAUCUGACUGCUUUUUCUCCACAUUUCCCUCCUUCUUGGGGGUUCGAAGGAAUUAUCCACCACCCCCUCACCCACCACCACCACCAUUGGAUUUGUUUGGAAUAAACAGCUAUUUCUUAAGGAAUACACCAUUCAUGUCAAUGCUUCAACAUGCAGCCCCCGCCGAGAAAGGUAAAAGUGACUCAGGAGCUGAAGAAUUCUCACUUAGAGCAGAUGACCAGACUGCACCUCAAACAUCAAACAGAAUGUGACCUGCUGGAGGACAUGAGGACAUACAGUUUGAAGAAGGGCCAGUUGGAGAGGGACUAUGCCCAGGCUCUGCAGAAGCUGGCCAGUCAGUACCUGAAGAGGGAUUGGCCAGGCAUCAAACCUGACGACCAACGCACAGACUACAGGAAUGUGUAUGCUGUGUGGCGGUCCUAUCUGGAGGGGACAGUACAGGUGACUCAGUCUCGCAUCAACGUGUGUGACAACUACAAGAAUGAGAUCUCAGACCCUGCUAAAACUGUACGGCUAUACAAGGAACAGCAGCUCAAAAAGAGUAUAGAACAGUUGAAUCGUAUCCAGGUGGAGCUUCAGGACUCUGUGAAAGACCUGGCCAAAGCCAAGAAGAAAUACUACGACUCAGAACAGGUGGCUCAGGCCGUUCGAGAGAAGGCUGACAUCGAGGCCAAGUCGAAGCUGGGUCUGUUUCAGUCCAGGAUUAGUUUACAGAAAGCCAAUGUUAAGUUGAAAGCCAAGAGGAGUGACUGUAACUCUAAAGCAACCCAUGCCAGGAAUGACUACCUGUUAACCCUGGCAGCAGCCAACGCUCAUCAUGACCGCUACUACCACACAGACCUGCUGCACUGUAUACAGGAGUUGGAUGGAGGGAUAUAUAACCAUGUGAAGGACUAUCUGAUCUCUAUCUGUCAGACAGAGCUGGAGGCCUUUCAGGCCAUACACAACACCUUCCAGUUCCUACUGGACAAAUCCAACAGGGUGGUGCAGGAGUUUAACCAGCAGCUCUUCAUGCAGGAGAACCCUGUGUUUCAUAAAGCACAAGACUUCCAGUUCCAACCCAGCGACUGUGACACGACUCUGAGCUCGGUGCAGAAGUUGGUGGACAUUGAGCCUUCGCCCGUCAGUGCCAUGAGGAUGACGCUGGCACAGAGUCGUAAGUUGGAGACAGACACGGGGAGCCAGACAGAGGAGCACAGUCUGAACAAGGAGGCCAGGAAAUGGGCCACCAGAAUGGCCCGAGAACACAAGAACAUCGUCCACUACAAGAGAAGCCUGGAGGAGUGUGAGACACUGGGAGUCCCUCAAACGGAGCAGGGCCGGCUUGAUCUGGAGCUGAAGAUAGAGGAUACCAAAGAGAGCAUCCGCAAGGCUGAGACAGUAAAGCUGAAGGCAGAGGCUCGUCUGGACCUGCUGAGACAGGUGGGCGUUGCCGUGGAUACCUGGCUGAAGAGCGCCAUGAACCAGGUGAUGGAGGAGCUGGAAAAUGAGCGCUGGGCUACAGUAAACUACACUACCCACGAUCCCUCACUCUCGGGCCCGGUUGAUCUGGAGCGCUCGGAGGGAGAGGAGUGUGAGGAGAACAUGGAGGUGUUUGAUGACAGCAGCUCCAGCCCCUCUGGGACUCUCAGGAACUACCCACUCACCUGCAAAGUCCUCUACUCAUACAAGGCGUCUCAGCCAGAUGAGUUGAGUAUAGAGGAGCAUGAGAUGUUGGAGGUGAUAGAGGAUGGAGACAUGGAGGACUGGGUCAAGGCGAGGAACAAGAGGGGGCUGAUUGGCUACGUCCCAGAGAAGUAUCUUCAGUUCCCCACCUCUAACAGCCUACUGAGCAUGCUCCAGUCUCUCUCUGCCCUGGACGCACGUUCACACACCUCCUCCAACUCCACCGAGCCAGAGAUGCACACAGGCAGCAUCAACGGAGACGCCAGCUUGAGUUUUGUGAGGGCGUUGUAUGACUACGCAGGCCAGGCGGAUGAGGAGCUGUCCUUCCCAGAGGGGGCUGUCAUCCGUCUACUCAACAGAGAUACCCAAACUGACGAUGGCUUCUGGGAGGGAGAGUUUAACGGACGAGUGGGAGUGUUCCCUUCUGUACUGGUGGAGGACCUGACGGAGAGCGGAGAGAAUGGAGCACACACACUUAUCUCUCCAUCUUCGAGGCUGCCCUCCCUGCCACCCCUCCCUCUGUAUGAUCAGCCCCCGUGCAGCCCCUAUGCCACCCCAGACACCCCCACCCCUCCACCCCUCCCUCGCUCACCCUCUGUCAACGGGGAACACAAGCCGCCUCCCACAGCGUACAAGGGACCCACUCACAAUCAUAGUUCUGCUCUGAGUCCAGUGUCUCCAGAGUUCACUCCCGACGGAGGCCCUAGCAAACUACGACCUGUCCGUGCAGCCCCCCCGCCUCCCAAGCAGAAAACUCGCAAAAAAGCAGAGAAGACUGAGGAGGUGGAGAUCACACUGGUGUGACAGACAGACAUACAGACGCACAGCGCUGCCCUGCAGACCUGAGUGACUGAACUUUGAACUGGGCUUUACCUCUAACCUUUGAACCAUAUAACUCCCCCUUCUCUCCCAACACUGGGAAUAACUCCCCCUUCUCUCCCCCUACCUCCCAACACUGGGACGAACUCCCCCUUCUCUCCCCCCAACCUCCCAGCACUUGGAAGAACUCCCCCUUCUCUCCCCCAACCUCCCAACACUGGGAAGAACUCCCCUUCUC
Oncorhynchus nerka (sockeye salmon) is the source of this 3091-nucleotide messenger RNA. RefSeq names its product F-BAR and double SH3 domains protein 2-like. NCBI's taxonomy places the organism in Eukaryota, Metazoa, Chordata, Actinopteri, Salmoniformes, Salmonidae. Gene Ontology annotation, molecular function: protein binding. The coding region runs from base 520 to 2838 and encodes 772 amino acids. The record is from RefSeq and is a predicted model, not a curated record. Gene Ontology annotation, biological process: neuromuscular synaptic transmission; regulation of actin filament polymerization. Gene Ontology annotation, cellular component: neuromuscular junction; recycling endosome. The transcript has 21 exons.